Messenger RNA from Anthostomella pinea, 861 nucleotides. The record is from the annotation of a GenBank genome assembly. NCBI's taxonomy places the organism in Eukaryota, Fungi, Ascomycota, Sordariomycetes, Xylariales, Xylariaceae.
AUGCGUUUCUCCAUCCUCGCCGUCCUCAGCCUCUCGGCUAUUGCUACUGCCGGUACCAUUGACACCCGGCGCUCCGACGAUGCAGAUGUCGCCGGUGUCCCACGAAACAUACUCGACGAUUGGCACUCCCACCAUGACGCGGCAGGGUUGGACCUCCAUGGUUAUGUGUAUGAUACGGAGACUAUUUGCAACGAUAACUCAUGGAAGGUGGCCUUCUCAUUUGGACAGCUCGACGCGAACUCCACCGCGUUCUCGGUCGACGUCUACUCCCUCCACGAUGAGGAACCCAUUUUCACGCACCACUCCACGCCCGAGCUUCUCGCCAGCUACAGUACUGAUGGUGUCGCGGCCGUGGACUCCGACACCCUCAAGUUCCCAGACUUCUUCGCCGAUUUCCUCACCCAGCACCCAAUCCCCCUGCCUCUCCACAGCCCCAUCUGUAGCAAUGCCGCAUAUCUAUUCUUGGCUAUGCCCUGGAGAACCCCACGGACCUUCUCCAAGACCAUGAAGGUUCUGCAGCCGGAGUUUGACGACCGUCUCAACGAGCGGGCCGCCGGGUUGGUGUCCGACUUGGUCACGGCGGCAUUCGUGCCGGCGCUGCAACCCGCGGCGAAGGCCGAAACCAGUGCGGCCUACACAGGGACGUACUCGGACGAAGCCACGAACUCUACCAUGAUUAUCUUGGUUUUGGAAGACGACCCAUACCGGGACUUAUGUAGUUCGAAGUCGGUAUUCUUCCGCGCCGUUCUAUCAAGAUGUUCUUUCGCGCUACAUGUUCCGUGUCGGGAUAUCAAUGGCAGGCAUACCCACGGCGACGACGGCGAUGGUGGUAAGGACGAUGACCCCAGCCAGGGGGACUGA